Drosophila gunungcola (fruit fly) is the source of this 984-nucleotide messenger RNA. RefSeq names its product boophilin-G2. The record is from RefSeq and is a predicted model, not a curated record. Gene Ontology annotation, molecular function: serine-type endopeptidase inhibitor activity. Bases 510 to 815 code for a protein of 101 amino acids. The transcript has 2 exons. NCBI's taxonomy places the organism in Eukaryota, Metazoa, Arthropoda, Insecta, Diptera, Drosophilidae.
UCGCGACUCGCCGUUUAGUCAGUGACCAAGUGUGUGGUGAACCAAAUCCAUUUCUUUCUGCCAUUAAUAAUUUUCGAAAAACUGCGCAGACAAAGUCCACAAAAAGGAGCAUUCCCUAUCUGCAUUACGAAUUAAAACCUGCAGCAAUAAAGUCUUUUUUUUUCGGCCGGGCUCUUGCACUCUAGAUGAACUUUGCAGAGUGCAACGAGUAUAAGAAACCCAUAAAAUUUAACGGAAUAAAGAAAUAAAUAAAUACGAAAAGACAGACAGAUCGGCCGAUCAUCUAUAUACUAGAGGCUUUCCAUUACUGUGGAAUCGGACAAAUAUAUAUGGCGACGAGCGGCUGCUGCGCAUUUGUGUUUGUCCUGAUCGAGAUUGACAUCAUCGGUGCCAGGGAGCAAAACAGAGCUGCAAUACAGAGCUGACUAGCUUGAAUAGGUUUCCAAGAAGAAAUCUACGAAGCUCCACAGGAUUUAUCGUUUCACAAAUCUAUCAAAAGUAUUCACAAAAUGGCCCACCACAGUCAGUUGAGAAUAACAGUGUGGCUUUGUGUGAUUUUGGCCAUGAUCCUGGAUCAACAAUCGCCUGCAGAGGCACGAGUGCGUGACCUGUGCCAGGUAGUGCCGAGCACAAAAGGAGUGUGUAUGCCCACCACCGUGGGAAUCUACUACGAUCCCGAAACGCAGCGUUGUCAGUACAAGGGCUGCAGCAACAAACGGCUCUUCAGUUCUUUGGAGGACUGCGACAAGAUUUGCAACAAUCCGCGGCACGUAAAGCGGCGCAAUCAAGCCAAGGCCAAUGAAACCUCACAUUAGAUACAUCAAAUAAUUAAAUUCAUUUUAAGUGUGUUUCGUUCAGUGGAAAACAAUCAGGCUGAAUAUGAAAUGUUUAUGCCUAAAAAAAUAAAUAUAAGAUGUUUAGUUACAUUCUUAUCAUAAGAUUUGUAAAUUUACAAAUCAUGAAACUAAAUUUUGUUUUUAAUUA